AGAUCGCAUCACUCUCAGGCUCUCAGCUUAUCGGGCUCGUCCAUGCAUGCCCCCAUGGCCAUCCGCGUCAGCAGCUCGGUCGCCGCAACCGCAAGCAACAGGAGCCUCCUGCUCGUAGUAGCCGGCGUCGCUCUGGCCCUCUUGGCGUCGCCGUCGGCGGUGUCGGCCCGCCGGCGCCCCGUGCGGCUGCGCCUGUACAUGCACGACAUCGUGGGCGGGCCGGGGCAGACGGCGGUGCGGCUGGUGAAGGGCCCGGCCGGGCCCGGAGAACCCGUCGAUGCACCCGGGCAACUGCUUCGGCGACACGGUGGCGGUGGACGACCUCCUGACGGCGGGCCUCGCCGCCGGCUCCGCGCCCGUCGGCCGCGCGCAGGGGACCUACAUGACGGGCUCCAUGAGCCGCCCGGUGUUCGUGGUCGCCGUCACGCUCAUGCUCGCCGCGGGGCCCUACAACGGGAGCACGCUCGUGGUGGCCGGCCGCGACGACACCUCGCAGCCGGUGAGGGAGCUCGCCGUGGUCGGCGGGACGGGGGCGCUCCGCCGGGCCGCGGGCCACGUGCUGUGGAGCACGGCCAGGGUGGAGUCCUCAGUGCACGCCGUGCUGCAACUGGACGUGCACGCGUCCGUGCCGGCGCCGAGCAAGACUGCUGCUGCGGAGUUGCUCGUCAGCUCUGCCUGACCUGACUCGUAGGAUGCUCCAUCAAAUGUAGAUCAUUUUCCUGCUCUCUAUGCUGCUCCAUCAAAUGUUGUAUUAAGAAAAUGGCUUUCAUGAUUGAUAAUGACAAUCAUUUAGAUAUAAAACCGAAUCGGUUCAAAGUU
Zea mays is the source of this 819-nucleotide messenger RNA. RefSeq lists its product as uncharacterized. Lineage: Eukaryota; Viridiplantae; Streptophyta; Magnoliopsida; Poales; Poaceae. The transcript has a single exon. The coding region runs from base 43 to 684 and encodes 213 amino acids. The record is from RefSeq and is marked validated.